Molecule: messenger RNA, 5816 nt
Organism: Amyelois transitella
Lineage: Eukaryota; Metazoa; Arthropoda; Insecta; Lepidoptera; Pyralidae
Product: piggyBac transposable element-derived protein 4
Exons: 11
Coding region: 140-1303 (387 amino acids)
Biological process (GO): regulation of transcription by RNA polymerase II
Cellular component (GO): nucleus
Molecular function (GO): zinc ion binding; DNA-binding transcription factor activity, RNA polymerase II-specific; sequence-specific DNA binding
Source: RefSeq, a predicted model, not a curated record
GUAAAUAAAAGAUUGGUUUCAAUACUAAAUAAAUACUAGGUACCUCUGUGAUUUGUUUAAAAUAUCAUUAGAUGAUUAGUUACAUAGAUGUAAUCUUUUUAUAUUAAUUUUCAUAUAUAAAUGAAACAAGGACUUCAAGAUGACUUCUCUUUUAUUAAUAAAAUCGAUGUUGUUUGCCAAUGCUUUACAGCAACAACAGUCGCUUAAAAAGAAGAAAAACAAGCAUGUAAAUUCCAUUAGUAAUGCAACUAAGGAAAAAGAUAUAUUUCAGUGUAGAGUGUGUAAUUGUAAAAAAGCAAAUAUACCUAUAUUUAAUAACUCAAUGCACCCAGAUAUACCUGAAGAAAUUAAUAACUUUACAGGAGUUGUAAUAUCCAACUCUGAUAGUUUCUCAAAACACAUAUGUGAAAACUGUCUGGACCUGCUCAAUGGCUGCAUAAGGUUCCGGAAUAUUUGCCAAAAGACCAACAAAACUUUGUUAGAACUUUCUAUUAAACAAGAGAUUGAAUGUAAUAAUGAGGAGACAUAUCAGGAGGAUAGUAAUGUUGUAGAAACCGAUGAGACAUAUUAUUUUGCUCCCUAUUCUGCUAAACAUGCUGAAGAAAAUUCACAAAUUUGGAAUUGUUCAAAUUGCAAUGCAGAUUUCUCUGAACUGAUAUCUUACAACAAUCAUUUACCAAAAUGCAGUAAGAAGGUUGAAGGAAAAAGAAGAAGAACUCGGGGGCCCAAUAAAUUGCCACGUGGAACUAAAAUAUAUAAAAAGAAGUUCCUUUGCGACAUUUGUGGCAAAAUUGCAUCUUCAAAUGCCCAACUCUACCAACAUAGGACAAUUCAUCGAAACGUAUUCCCAUACAAGUGCGACGUCUGUCCGUACCAAGGUCGUACUCUCGACCUGCUGAAAGUCCACAAGCGAUCCCACAUGGUGGACAAACCCUUCAAAUGCACACAAUGUCCAAAAUCUACUACAACUUCAAGCAAUCUAGCCAAACAUAUGCGGCACGUACAUAGCACUAAUAGGCCGUACAAGUGUUCAUACUGUGACAAAGGGUUUACGUAUCAACACGCCAUGAACAAACACGUCAGCGACAUCCACCUGCGACAAAAUACUGCUGAGUGUGACGUCUGCUUCAAGACAUUCAACACAAGGAAAAUAUUGCAGGGCCACCGAAUAAAAGUACACAAAAUUAAAAGCGACAGACACGGGCGCCUGCCUUCAUAUUUACAGUGUCAAUUGGAGAGCGCCGAGAAGGAUACGGAUUCUUAUGAGAACGAAAACGACGAUUCUAUGCCGACACUAACAUAAUUGGUGAAUAAUAAAGAACUACAUCUGUACGCGAGGCGCGGUUUCCGCUGUGGCCAUGUUUGUACUAAUGACUUUUGUGGGAUUUAGGUACAUUAGUUGAAAUGCUUGCCAAUGCUUUUACAGCAAUGAAAAAUAUCUUCAACGAACUUGCAUUUCAGCCAACCGAUUUGAAUGGAUGAUCCAAACUGGGUAGGUAGGUACCCAGUGAAGUGAGGACGCUCUCCCUAACGCCUAAAAGGUAGUGAAUUUGAAUCCCAGUCCAAUCCCAAAAAAAUGCACACUCUAUGUCCCUUUGUAUAUCGAUGAUGCAAAACUUUUAAUUAUUUUUAAAACAAUGAAGCAUAACCAGAAUUUUUUAAUGUUAUUCAAACUGUGCUUGUUUAAUAUAGGUACCUAUGUUAACAAUUACAGAUAGUAAAUAUAUACAGUUUAUCAAUAAGUAUAGGAAAAUAGGAAUGUGUUAAUAGAAAAAUAAAUCAGUGUUCGAAAAUGGCUUGACAUUUCACAAGUUCAUAUUCCAAAUUGAGGAAAGCGAAAUAAAAAAAAAAGAAUAUGUACAGAGAAUAAAAAAAAGUUACUAGUUUUAACAAAAGGGUGUUAAAAUACAUGGCUUGUAUAUGGUAUUAAACAAGAGUAAAUGUAUCCUACACCGGUUUUUGUUAUUCAAAUUUAAACAUGCUAAUUUAUAUGUUUAAUGCAAGUAAAUAUUUGCCAUGUAAUGCAAUAUAGAACAAAAAAUAUUUUACAUACAAUGUAAAAUAUAUUCUUAUGAUUUUGAUUUACAUAUUUAUAUCUGUUUUAUAGGCAUAAGUUGCAAUAAAAGUGUUGAUAACUCAUGUAAUUAUAAUAAUUUAUCUAUGCAACAAUUUUCAACCACACUACCAAACCAUAUGCGCAAAGCAAAUUGUUAGCAUUCAGGGUUAAACUGAAAUUUUUUAUGAACUUUGCUAUCUGGUUUUUGAGAAGAUCCAACUCUUUCUUAUCUUAGUAUUCGAACCUUAACCCAGAAUGGUUCGUAGCUAAUAAAACAUCAUAAGCACAUACCUUAAAUUUGUUUUUUUAGUACCUUGCGAUAUUAACCAAAUUUCCAGCGAGACCACUUGCGAUAGUGACAUAAGUUCUUAUACCUAUCUAUUAACACCACAACAACUCAUCUUUGAAGCCUUUGCAAAGAAUAAGCAAGCAGCAUACAUAUGGUCACGUCUAUGUCUCUUGCGGGGUAGACAGAGCCAACAGUCUUGAAAAGACUGAAUGGCCACUUUCAGCUAUUUGGCUUAAUGAUAUAUGCUUAUUCUAUAUAGACAGAAUAAAUAAAUUUGAAAAGGGGGCGAGCACCGCUCUGCUAAUUAACCCUUCGUAAGCUUUAGGCCGUAUCCGGGCAUGUACUAGGAAUGCUUUGUUCCGGAUCCGUCCAAAUGCACUCGUCGUAGUUUUUACACAAAUAUAAUAUCUAAUAACAAGAAAUAAGGUGUUUUAUUAUUUGAAAUGUAUUUCUAACGAAUGAAGCCGUCAUAGACAACUGUCAAAUAUGAAUUUCAUCCGUUCAUUUAGCUAACCAAGUCAUUUCAAAUUGUGACUUCGUUGUGUUGCAAAGUGACUGAAGAACGUGUGAGAAAACUCGUCUUUUUUGGCUGUAAUUACAAACAGAUUAAAAUGGAACCCCAAACCCCAAGUACUUCCAGAAGCAUGUUUGUCGGCUUGGAGGUGACUAGAACUCCUCAGGGAUCCCUUAUUCGGGGCAGAGAUGUAGUCUUGGAGACAUCUGGAUCAGGGAGGAUUAGACCUUGGCGGCCCCAAAAUUUAUCUGUGGAAGGCGAAGCCAUAGAGAUCGUGGAUGAGUUGGUCCAUGGCGGCGAAAAAGUAGCUGCUGUACCAGAGGAACGUACGAAAGGUCAGCCGCGUAAUCUUUUUGGCCGAGAACCUGUAAGUUUCAUUUUCAUAACACUCUUUGAAAGUAUAAAUUACUUGCAUUGAGAAAGGGAUUUUUAUUUAUUGCCGCUCUCAUCGUGCACCGGACUAUCUGAUAGAAAUCUAGUCCAUCCAGUAACUAAGGUAAUGUAACUAAGGGUGUUUGGUUUGUGCUUCAAUAACACAAUUCUGCUAAAAUUGGCAAUGCGGUAUGAAUGUAUUGUAACUUCAUUGAUAUAAAGGUGUUUGGUGUAUGCUCAAUAACGUAAUUCAGCGAAAUUGGCAAUAUGGCAUGAAUAUAUUGAAAGUUAAUUGAAUAAAAAUGAACAGGAAUCUCUAUUCCUGUUCAUCGUUGGGAUACACUAAUUAUUCCUUUUUAUAAAAAUAUUGUGGUUGGCAUCUCUAACAAUACCCGCUUUUGUUAUGUUUGUGUGUAUGCUUGCAUGUGGUUUAGGGUUUGGUUUUUUUAAUAGGAUGAAGACAUACUGGAUCCUGAGCUGGCUGAAGAAUUAGCCAUCGACUCUGGAAGUGAUGAGGAUGCCGAGGAAGAAUUGACUCUCGAUCAGUUACAGCAGAUGUUGGAAUCAGAUGACGAUUUUAUUGAAGAUGAAGUUAGUGAGGAGCCAUUGACUUGGUCAUCUGAUUUUAACGAAUUUAGAGGGGUCAGGGAGGACUUCAACGAAGAAGCUGGUCCUAAAAUUGAGGGAACAAGUCCUUUAGGCUUGUUUACUCAAAUUUGGGACCAGCCUCUGAUGGAUUCUAUUGUCCACGAAACGAAUCAUUACGCUUGGGAAACAAUAACCGGUUUCUUUGAAACCGGAGACUCCAUGCCAAGUAAAUCUCGCAUGAACGACUGGGUGGAAACUUCGGUUUCCGAACUAUAUAGGCUUAUAGGUGUGAUGAUAUUUAUGUCAAUAUGUGUAAGAAGUAGGUUAGAGGAAUAUUGGAUGACGGGUGUGAUGGGUAUGCCGGAGUUUCGAAAACUGAUGUCAAGGGAUCAUUACGUAAUGCUCUUAAAAUUUUUGCACUUUACUGAUAACAACAACAUACAUGUACAGGGGCGUGAUAAGAAAAUAGCUAAAAUAAAACCUAUUAUAGAUUAUUUAAAUAAAAAAUUCCAGUCCAUUUACGUGCCUCACAGAGAAGUAUCGAUAGACGAAUCGUUGCUGCUUUGGAAGGGUCAUUUAAGCUGGAAACAAUGCAUUCGUUCCAAAGCAGCUCGAUUCGGUAUCAAAAGUUAUGAACUCUGUGAGGCCGUAACUGGAUACGUAGUAAAUUUAAUUUUGUAUGCCGGCAAAGGCACGACAACUGCAGAAACGGUUUACGGGUUUACUACAUCCACUGCCAAAAUAGUCCUUGAGCUUUUCAAGAACUAUUUAGGCAAGGGAUAUACCCUGUUCAUGGACAAUUUUUAUAAUUCUGUUCCUCUGACCCAAUUUCUAAAAAAACAUAAAACUGACGUAGUCGGUACUCUGAACCGUCGCCGAAAAGACACGCCCGUAGAAAUCCAAAAUUUGCAGGAUAAAAGGAUGGCUAGGGGUAGUGUGGUAAGUAGACACUGUGGUGAUGUAUCCGUCAUAGCAUGGAAAGAUGUGAAGCUUGUCACCACUGUAUCUACUUACCACAAAACAGAUAUGGCUCCAGGGCACAGGGCUGGCCAACCCUGCUCCAAACCAGUCGUGGUCCAUGAAUAUAAUAAAUACAUGGGAGGCGUCGAUCUCAAAGAUCAAAAGCUAAGCAUGUAUUUAUUAGAAAGAAAGAGGGGAAUCAAAUGGUAUAUUAAAGUUUUUAGACGUCUUUUAAAUAUAUCUAUUUUAAAUGCAUAUAUUAUAUAUUGUGCUAACAUUGGCCAGCAUAAAAAAAUGACUCACCGCCAAUUUCGUUUCAAGCUUGCUGAAGAGCUCUGCUUAGAAUUCGGACAAAACGUCUCCUCACGUUCGCGCCAGGUCCCCAUCCCCACCUGUAGCAGGCUGAACAGGGAUUUUAAUCAUUUCCCUGUUCAUAAUGAGGUGACCGAGGAGCGAACCAAAAAACAAGAUAAAUUUAAGAGGGGACGUUGUGUUAGAUGCAGGCAAAAAUGUAACAUCGCGUGCAGUCAUUGCACGGUGUAUAUUUGUGUUGGCCAAUGUUGGCUUGAGUAUCAUACUUUAGAAAAUCUAUAGUUUGUAAAUUACUUCUGUAGUUACAUAUAUAUAAAAUAUAUAAUUAAAUAUUAUCUAUUUAUUUAUAUUAGUUAUAUAUUUAUAUAAAAUGUGUGAUGUAGUAGUCAACACACCAGACUGCUACUUCCAGGUCUCGGGUUCGAUCCCCAGUCAGGUCAAGUUGGUAAAUUAUCUUUUUCAUAUUGACUUCUGAUCUUGGGUGUUUAUCUAUUUAUGUAUACAUUAUUUUAUUUUUAAAUAUUAAUAUUAGGAUUAUUGUUUAAAAAUACUUUUUUCUCUUUGAUCCCUUCUUUCUUAGGACUGCACUGGUUUGGUCUACGGGUUAUAAGAUACAUAGAAUGAAUAUACAAAUAAAAUAAAAAAAAAAAAAAUUCAAAGCCCUUCAGGCGAGUAGGCGACCAAUACUGUUGAAAAGAGUUUCUUUCGGCGUUUCUUCUCUUGCA